CAUAGCCGGCACUAAACCGCGCAUGUCCAUUACGACAAUCCACCAGUACACAUACCGAAUAAACACACAUACAUAAAAAGCUCGCGACGACGCUUUCGAGGGGCUGCGCCAUCGGGCCAAAAGGUAGUUUGCAAUGAUGCCACCACCCUGACGUACCAACCAUUCGUGACACUCCGCGCCGUCGACGUCGACUACCUAAAAACGACCCUAAAACCAUUGGAAAAAAAAAAAAAUAUAAUAAAAUAAACGAUAACAAAAUAAAUCUCGAUUCCCACCCUCUUACAUAAAUAAUGACACAUCUUUACAUAAGCAAGAGUAUAAACCGAGUGUUGAAACAAUUCAUCUGAUGACUGGAAAAUUGGUCAACUCCCCGACGAGAACGAGGAAUUGAUGAAGACGGGGCACGUGGCGGUUGAAAUGGCGGUGCGAGAGUUGGUGAGAGUGAGACGAGUUGUUUGAGUGUCAGGAUGCAGCAGCAGCAGGGCCCAACGGGCCCAGCAAAUGGAGUUGCUGGUGGGGGGGCACCACCUGGUAGCAUCAGUCCCCCCCAGGUGAGUCCCGCAAGUGGCACCACCACCACCAAUCGCACGCAGGUUAAUGGCGGGAGAUUUGAUUUUGACGAUGGUGGUACUUAUUGCGGUGGAUGGGAGGAUGGCAAGGCCCAUGGACAUGGGGUGUGCACUGGGCCCAAGGGACAGGGCGCAUAUUCCGGCAGCUGGCAUUAUGGAUUCGAGGUGUCAGGGGUCUACACGUGGCCCAGUGGAUCAGCGUAUGAAGGCCAAUGGCAAAAUGGAAAAAGACACGGUCUGGGCAUGGAAAUGCGUGGGAGAUGGCUCUACCGAGGGGAGUGGACCCAGGGAUACAAAGGUCGAUAUGGGGUCCGACAAUCGACAACAUCAACUGCGAGAUACGAGGGUACAUGGGCGAGUGGUCUCCAGGAUGGUUACGGCUCUGAAACCUACGCCGACAGUGGUACUUACCAGGGUCAGUGGCUGCGAGGUAUGCGACAUGGAUACGGAGUGAGGACUAGUGCACCAUUUGGUCUUGCCAGCCACUACAAACCACCGAAACAACAGAUUCGUGCCUCAUUGACAUCUCUGAGAAGUGCCGACGGUGCAUCAGUGACGGCACCAACUCCAGAGCCGACGGACCGCCGAGAUCGUCGGGUGGACGACAGCCGAGGUGGAUUUGUCCUCAAGGCACGGAGUGAUGAUCCACCCGCACGUCGGAAAAGCCUCAAUGAGAAGUCCCUGAAAAAAGGAUUAUUAUCGGGCUUGAAGAUCCGGAAGCAACGGAGUACAAGCGAUCUCGAAACCAGAGGAACCGGUGGAAGCAUAAGGAGCAAUGCAAGCUCAGCCUCAUGGAUGUCAACCGAGAGCUCGCAGAGCCAAGCAUCAGCAUCAGUCCACACCGACAGCAAUGCAUCCUUUGUCAUCGAGGAUGAGCAAAUGGACGCCUCAGUAACCGAGACGUACCUCGGUGAAUGGAAGAACGACAAGCGCACAGGCUUUGGAAUAUCAGAGCGAAGUGAUGGUCUUCGUUACGAGGGCGAGUGGUUCAAUAAUCGAAAAUACGGUUACGGCGUAACGACAUUUCGAGACGGUAGCAAAGAGGAGGGAAAGUACAAGAACAACGUGCUGAUAACAUCCCAGAAGAAGAAGCAAUUAUUCCUGAUGAGAUCGGCGAAAUUCCGUGAGAGGAUAGAGGCGGCAGUGAAUGCAGCCCAGAGAUCGAGUAAAAUGGCCCUCCAGAAGGCAGAUAUUGCGAUAUCGAGAACAGCAACAGCUCGGGGUAAAGCAGAGCUAGCUGAUUUGGCUGCUGAACAUGCAAGACAGGAUUCUGAACUCGCUCAGCAGACGGCUAAACAAUUUGCCCCUGAUUUCCGUCAACCUGGACUGGAGAGGCUGAAGCACAGGGAAAUACCGAAGUACGUUCCACCACCUCAGGAUGCAAUGCCAACCAAAAGCAUAUUGUCCAAGGGAAAUAAUCCAAGUGGUGAUCAGAUGACAGUAAAGCCAACUGAUGUCGAUGGAAAUGCACCGACACCUCAGUCCAUCAGUCAGAGUGUCAAUCAGUCGAUAAGACGUGCAAGCAUGAAACCAGGACACAAUCAGAGCAAUCCUGGACCAGUCCAGAAUCAAAUCGCUAAUCCUGCAUUAUCCAAUGCUUUUAAUCAGCCUCCCAAUCAUCUUAUGAAUAGUUUACCGAAUCAGUAUGACUAUGGUGGUGCUAGUGGUGAUAGUGGACAAUUUGGACAGUCUGGAGCCAGUCAGUUUCAACAGGGGUAUGAUAAUCUCAAUAGUCAGGGGAUGCAGAAUUUUCCUGCACAGUAUCCACCGCAUUAUCCUAAUACUCAGAUUCCCAUACAGUCUCCGGCGAUGUACGAGACAAUGAUUGAAUCCACGAGUAAUCAAUUCACAUCGAAUUUUUACGGUGUGUCACCAACGACUAAUCAAUACGGAUCUGGACAGAAUUCCUACAAUCCUCAGGGAUACGGCGUGCAGCCAAUGAAUCCACAGCAAAUGCCUCAGAUGCCUCAGAUGCAGCAGAUGCAGCAUACGCAGCAAAUGCAACAAAUCCAGCAGCAGAUGCUGUAUCAAAGUGACCAGACGAGUGUGGAUCCACAGAGGUCACAGGUUGGGGCUAGUAUACGAAGAAAUAGUCGAGUUCUUAAUCAACAGGACAGGCCUGGACCUGCCAUUGGACAAACUCUCAAUGACAGAUUGGAUCACUACAAGAGACCUCCUAGUCGUGAUAGUUCGGUCGAUCGAUAUCGCGUUCCAAGUCGAUUAAUAGGAUCCAGACAACCCUCUGUGGACAAGAGUGUCACCUCCCAGGACGGUGUAGAAAGGACGGCGAGAGGAGCAAGUCUAAUGCGAUCACCAACUCCUCUGAAUGGAUCUGCAUUUGGAAGUGGUGCAGCAACUCCGAUAUAUACUCCUCCCUCAUCGAGUCAAUUCGAGAGUGCAUUCAGAAGUCGUGGAAUGGGACAGGAGGUGAUUCCAAGUGGUUCCCAGCCAAAACGCACUGAGAGCCUUUACGUGACACCAGGACGUGCACCAGGAAUCUCCGGUGGUGGUGGUGGUGGGGGCGGUGGCGGAGGGGGUGGCACAAGGGACACGAGCAGGACGGUCCCCGCCUUCGCCGCAACUACACAAGGCCGCGCUACUUUAUGAGUAUAAGUACCCUAAAACGUUAACUAACAAUUCAAGAGAUAAAAUUCAUCGAUCAAACAAACGUCCCCCUGCUAAUCGAAUUUCACUCGCACUGAGAGAACAAACAACAUCCCAGGAUCAGUAAUUUCAGUGUCAAACGGAUGAGGAAGUUAAAUCGAAUUUCAUACCUCUCAGUUAAUUACCGAUUUAUCUGGAAAUGUGGUGAUUCUAGGAGGAAACAUUAAAGGACUUUUUUGUAGUCGAUUUAAUCAUCGGUAAAAAAGGUCUUUUGGCAUUUUCUUUUAACACCAAUAGUUUUUCAGAUUCAUCGAUAUUUAACAAAGCCUGAAUUUCUCCUAGAAUUGUUCCUCGAUUUAAUCAGGAAACACUCGAGGCAUGAAUGGGCAAUUUGCUGAGUAAUUAAUUCCUGCUUAGAGUAAUUUUCAUUUAUCUCAGUGUUCUACAGCUGUGAAGGAUUUUAUUUGUUCUCGAACCAAAGCUUAAAAUGUACCUGGUAAAAGUUAUGAGCGUUGAGUGCCCCCUGAAUUGUUACUCGCGGUAUUGUUCACCGGAGAAACAAAUAUUGCACCUGUAUUUUUCUAAUCGAAUGAGUACAACAGAAAUUUAAGAAAAAAAAUAACGAAAUAUGACAGUGAGCCGUCCGAUUGUUGUGUGAACCACUUCAGUACUGUUAAAAAAUAUUCACUGAAUUUUCCUGGUUUUGCCUUUGAAUUAUUAAACAAUUGGAAGUUCGUCUUUCAAAAAAUGUCUUAAUUAGAAAUUCAUGGCAAUUGCACGAUUAUAAAAAUGACGGCAAAAAAUAUAAUUGGCUUUUCAAUUUCCUGAAAUCCGAGAGUAAUUUUGAACUUUCAUGUUUCAAUUACUUUCAAUUAUCUCACGAAAAUUAAUGAACGUCAACGAAUUUUUCCUUUGAGCUUGAAUU
This is a messenger RNA of Fopius arisanus, 4098 nucleotides long. It is a transcript of the gene jp, whose product is annotated as junctophilin. The record is from RefSeq and is a predicted model, not a curated record. Gene Ontology annotation, cellular component: plasma membrane; endoplasmic reticulum membrane; junctional membrane complex. The coding region runs from base 468 to 3176 and encodes 902 amino acids. The transcript is spliced from 11 exons. NCBI's taxonomy places the organism in Eukaryota, Metazoa, Arthropoda, Insecta, Hymenoptera, Braconidae.